Molecule: messenger RNA, 717 nt
Organism: Heteronotia binoei (common prickly gecko)
Lineage: Eukaryota; Metazoa; Chordata; Lepidosauria; Squamata; Gekkonidae
Gene: PLAC8L1
Product: PLAC8 like 1
Exons: 4
Coding region: 1-678 (225 amino acids)
Source: RefSeq, a predicted model, not a curated record
AUGAGGAUCUUGGCAACUCUUGAGUAUGUAAAAAGGCUAGGAAACAGCAGCAAGGAGAAACAAAUCUGGAAGGGGGGGGGGCGAUUACUAUAUAACAAAGCAAAUAGAUGGCAUCACAGUCAUGAAUCUCUUCCUUCACGCCUCCUUAAGAGCAAAGAUUGCUUGUUUUACGAGCUACCUUGCUGCUUGCCCCCAGAUCCCCUCUUAUUUUUGUGUUGGUGUAUUUGCUUAUUUUUUUUAUUCAGGAGCAGAAACUCAGCGGCACCCGUGACGACUCAACCAUCUCCUGGUGGUGCUGCUUUGUCCAGCAUCAUCCCAGUUGUGGUACAUCCUGGAGGCAAGUGGUCUACUGGCUUGUUUGAUGUCUGCAGUGACAAGAGAGUUUGUGUGUGUGGUUUGCUGUGCGGCCCGUGUCUGGAAUGUAGCACUGCAAGUCGUUAUGGGGAGUGCUUUUGCUUUCCGCUACUGUUGGGAUCCACCUUAGGAUUAAGAGUUGGGACCAGAGAAAGAUACAAAAUACAUCGAACCCUGUGUGAAGACUGGAUGGCAGUUCACUGCUGCUGGCCUUUUGCAGUCUGUCAAGCAGCCCGAGAAAUGGAGAGGAGAUCUAUCUUUCAGAUCUAUGAAAUAAACUCAUCAUCUCCUCCUCCUCCUUCAGUCAAAGAUGCUCUCGUUUGAGAGAAAAAAUAUUUCAUAUGUGAAACUUCUUGGGUCAUG